AUGGCUACGGAACCAUCCUCAAUCCCGGAUGAUACCGAGAUCUUCAGACAGCUCGAGCAUUAUCCUUGGAGCAAAGACAAAGAGUUCCAGGGUGGUCUGUCAGCAAUCCUCGGACCUUCCCCUUCCCCCUCACAAGUCGAGGAUCUCACUAUCCGGGCUCAGUGCUUCUACCUCUCUCGCAAAAAGUCAAUUCCAAUUGACUUUGACGCCUACAAGUCUUAUCUAGCCAACAAAUCCGGCAACCCAUCCACGGCCCCCUCAACCGUUCCCCAAGAACCCCACCCGGACGUAGCAUCUUCGUCCAAAGCUGAAGUCCCUCAACUAGCCGGCACCAUGCAACCCCAACCACACCCACACCACGAAUCCGACCUCCCACCCGCCACAAUGUCUACAGACACGUCAGGCUCCGAGAAGACUGCCCCCUACCCUCCUACUUUCGCCCAAAUCGUCGAGCUUAUUACAACCGGUGCUCCCAUCCCAGGCAUCAAGGACAUCCCGCCCACAUUGUUAACGUCGCAAAUCACCGACCCCCAAGCCCCGCGCAGAAGAAAGCCGUGGGAGAAGGAUGUACCAGAUGGAGUCAUUGCGGGUGGCAUUGGAGAGGGAACGUUUGGUGAUGCCAGACGCGAUAACCCAAUUGAGCAGGAGUUGCCCGAGGGUGGUCAGUGA
Messenger RNA from Venustampulla echinocandica, 669 nucleotides. RefSeq lists its product as uncharacterized. The record is from RefSeq and is a predicted model, not a curated record. The transcript is spliced from 2 exons. Bases 1 to 669 code for a protein of 222 amino acids. Lineage: Eukaryota; Fungi; Ascomycota; Leotiomycetes; Helotiales; Pleuroascaceae.